AUGUCCGUCACGACAAAAGCCACCAUCGCCUCCUUCGGCGGCAAGCUCCUCAAGCUCACCCACGCCGCCACCUCCACCAAAUGUGAAAUGGGCUUCAACCUCUACCUGCCCCCUCAAGCCUUCCAGAACCCCUCCUCCAAGGUCCCCGUCCUCAUCUAUCUCUCGGGUUUGACCUGCACGGCCGAGAACUGCUCCGAGAAGGGCUUCUUCCAGCACGGUGCGAGCAAGAAGGGCAUUGCCGUGCUGUAUCCUGAUACGAGUCCUCGCGGCCUCAACAUCCCCGGCGAAGCCGACAGCUACGACUUCGGCACCGGCGCGGGCUUCUAUGUCGACGCGACCAAGCCGCCCUACGACAACGGAUACAACAUGUACACGUACAUCACAGAGGAAUUGCCCGCUACGGUAUUUGCCGCGUUCCCGCAGCUGGAUAGUGAGCGGGUGAGUAUUACGGGUCAUAGUAUGGGUGGACAUGGGGCUUUGACUUUGUUCCUCCGCAACCCCGGCAAAUACAAGUCCGUGUCUGCGUUCGCGCCCAUCACCAACCCGAUUAACUGCCCGUGGGGACAAAAGGCCUUCUCGGGAUACUUUGGGGAGGAUCAGCAGGAGAAGUGGAAGGAGCAUGAUGCUACGGAGUUGGUGAAGAAGUGGAAGGGUGGGAGGUUGGAUGUUUUGAUUGAUGUUGGCACCGGAGACAACUUUUACAAGCAGGGCCAGCUUCUUCCUGAGAACUUUGAGAAAGCUGCCAAGGAGGCCGGCGUGGAGGGCGUGACGAUUCGGUAUCAGCCUGAUUAUGAUCACAGUUAUUAUACUAUGGCUACGUUCUCGGAUGAUCAUGUGGAGCAUGCGGCGAAGUUUUUGUUUGCUUAG
Molecule: messenger RNA, 867 nt
Organism: Aspergillus niger
Lineage: Eukaryota; Fungi; Ascomycota; Eurotiomycetes; Eurotiales; Aspergillaceae
Exons: 4
Coding region: 1-867 (288 amino acids)
Biological process (GO): formaldehyde catabolic process
Cellular component (GO): cytosol
Molecular function (GO): S-formylglutathione hydrolase activity
Source: RefSeq, a predicted model, not a curated record